AUGCCGCCCUCGAUAUGCGCCGUAUGUAAGACCAACCGCGCCCUCAUCCUCCGCCCGAAAGACCACUCCAAGCUCUGCAAACCCUGCUUCAUCAACGUCUUCGAAGCCGAGAUCCACCAUACCAUCAUCUCCACGAACCUGUUCCAGCGCGGGGAGCGCAUCGCAAUCGGCGCGUCCGGAGGCAAAGACUCGACCGUGCUCGCCUCGGUUCUGAAGACUCUCAACGAGCGCUACGACUACGGUCUCGACCUCAUACUGCUGUCCAUCGAUGAGGGCAUCAAAGGGUACCGGGACGACAGCUUGGAAACGGUGAAGAGGAAUGCACAGCAGUACGACAUGUCUCUGACGAUCCUGGGGUAUGCAGAGCUGUACGGAUGGACUAUGGAUCAAGUCGUUGAGCAAGUGGGGAAGAAGGGGAACUGCACAUACUGCGGUGUCUUCCGCAGACAAGCCCUCGAUCGAGGCGCGUCGAGGCUGGGAGUCAAGCACGUGGUGACGGGCCAUAAUGCGGAUGACGUCGCUGAGACGGUACUCAUGAACCUACUCCGAGGCGACCUCCCCCGCCUCUCGCGCACAACCUCCAUCGUAACCUCCACCCCUUCCCUAACCCCUUCUUCCGGCCCCGUCGCAGACAACACCAACAUCAAGCGCUCCAAACCCCUCAAGUACGCCUACGAAAAGGAAAUCGUGCUCUACGCGUACCACAAGCGACUCGACUACUUCAGCACCGAGUGCAUAUACAGUCCCGAAGCCUUCCGCGGCAGCGCGCGCGCCUUGAUCAAGAACCUGGAGCGGGUGCGACCGAGCGCGAUUCUAGAUGUAGUCAGGAGUGGCGAGGACAUGGCGCGCCUAGUCCCCGGCAGCGACGAAGGCUGUGGAGGGGCGUGCGGCUCUGGUGCUGCUGUGCCAGCCGAGGAAGAGGAGGGUGGCUGUGGGAGUGCAGUAGGCAAGAGCAUGGCGAGCGUGGAAUCGCAACUCGCUGCCAACGAGCGCGCCGCGGAGCACAACCUCGAAACCGAAAUCCUAUCGAAGCCUGCGAAGCCUACACCACCCCCAUCCGCAACCUCAACGAAAGGGCAAAAGAAACCCCGCGCCGAGCGCACCGGUGGACCCAAGAAGAAAGGGCCAACUAAGCAGGUAAUGGGCCAGUGCAAGAAGUGCGGAUACCUGUCGAGCCAGGAGGUGUGCAAAGCUUGUGUGCUACUUGAGGGUUUGAACAAGAACAGGCCGAAGAACAAGAUCGAAGUCGGGUAUGAGGUGCAAGACGUCAGUUUGAACAGCGUGAGGGACGAGCUCGAGGCUGCUACGUUGGCCGCGGAGGGCUGA
Messenger RNA from Macroventuria anomochaeta, 1326 nucleotides. RefSeq names its product adenine nucleotide alpha hydrolases-like protein. Lineage: Eukaryota; Fungi; Ascomycota; Dothideomycetes; Pleosporales; Didymellaceae. The transcript has 2 exons. Gene Ontology annotation, molecular function: tRNA binding. The record is from RefSeq and is a predicted model, not a curated record. Gene Ontology annotation, biological process: tRNA wobble position uridine thiolation. Gene Ontology annotation, cellular component: cytosolic tRNA wobble base thiouridylase complex; mitochondrion. Bases 1 to 1326 code for a protein of 441 amino acids.